CUAGUACCUUGCCGUACGGUACUUUAGCCGUGGCGUGGAAACAAUUCAGUUCAUUUUCCCCUUCGCGCAUGGCGAUGCCAAUUUGUAGUUGGGAGCCAUUUCAAACCGUCCACAAUAAUUUCUCCUCACAAAACUUCGAUUGAAAUCAUCCUUGAUGUUUUUGUAGUUUGACCAUGACGACGGUCUUCCCCAACUUUCCCUAUUCGCUCGAAGAUGCACCCACCGAGGAUUGGACGGUGGAAGAAGUUCUGCAAUACUGCUUGUUGCAAGCGCACAAGGAGACCGAAACAAAGUAUCAACACAUUGAAACAUCGCUCAAUCAACAGCUAGAGAAAGGAAAAGAAGGCAUUUGGCAGUGUCAUAAGAAAGUGCUAGAGGCUGGCAAGAGCAACAGCCCAGUCAACCCCUCUUCGGGCAAUACUCCAGCCGGCACAAAAAAGCCAGACCCCAAGCCGCAGAAAAAGACGGCGACGCCCACGACAGUCGAAAUAGUUAUUGUUGGAGGCCAUUAUGCUGGAAACACGCACAAGCUAGUGCCCAAAGUGAGGCAUCCUUGUUGGGUUGGCCGUUCUCAAGGAAAGAAAUUCAAGGAUCGGGGCAUCAGCUUGGCAAAAGACCUGGAAAUAUCCACCACACAUGGGAAAUUUGAAUUGAAGCAGGGAACCUUGUGCUACACAGACACUGGAUCCACCAAUGGAUCCAAGUUUCGAGGUGAAGACCUAGAAGCUGACAAACCCCUUCCUCUAGAAACUGGCAUGGAAUUGACGCUCGGACAAUCUGUCCUGAGAAUCACUCUCUCUUGAACAAACACAACAAUCUGCAUCAAUCACAGCAUCACAACAUUCGCAGAGUAGUCUAGCACUAGUUGAUUUUAUGGUGGGGUCCAACCAGGUGUCACGACAACCUACCUGCUGACAAGAAUGGAGCCGCCGACAAACACUGGCCACACACAGACGACAGUUUUUCUAACUAAACUAUUAGCGAGACACUAUUUUUCUUUU
Messenger RNA from Seminavis robusta, 1001 nucleotides. The record is from the annotation of a GenBank genome assembly. NCBI's taxonomy places the organism in Eukaryota, Bacillariophyta, Bacillariophyceae, Naviculales, Naviculaceae.